Molecule: messenger RNA, 1326 nt
Organism: Tauraco erythrolophus (red-crested turaco)
Lineage: Eukaryota; Metazoa; Chordata; Aves; Musophagiformes; Musophagidae
Source: RefSeq, a predicted model, not a curated record
CUCUUUGGCGACCUGCAGGGGGCCAAGAAGGAGACGCGGUCAGAGCGGAAGCACCAGGCGCCGGGCGCCUGCUACAAGCGGGACUAUGAAAGCGACCGCGAGAACCGGUCCCCUGAGCGCUGCUCCCGCGAGCAUCACCGCGGAGCCGACUUCUCCAAGAGCUCCCUGCCCGAGAGGGGCCGCUUCGACAAGUGCCGUAUCAGGCCUUCGGCUUUCAAGGCAGUGGCUGGGAAGGGGCUAGUCUCCAUGCAGGGCCUGUCCUCGUCCAAGGGGCAGAAGCUGUCCAAGAGCAACGGGAGCCUUCACACGCUGCUGUCGCAGACCCGCCUCAAGCCUGCCCAGAGCCAGUUCAGUGCCUCCAUGGGCCACAUCAACCACAUUGGAGGCUCCUUGGACAGGGUCUCCCGGAGCCCCAGGGACCCCCUGGCCCCCGAGAAGGCACCCCUAUCCUGCAAAAGCAUGGCCACGCUGAGCCGGCUGCAGAGCCCCGGGGAGCCCCCACCACCCUACGAGUUCACCUACUCGCUGGAGGAUGCAGUGAAGCAGCUGGAGGACCGGCUGCAGGAGACGGGAGGAGAGCUGCGGCAGCUCAAGAGGAGCCUUAGCGAGACCGAAGACCCCUUCACGCAGGUGUUUGAGGACAAGCAACGGCUGUGGCUGGACGCCAUGCAGCAGUGCCAGUGCGAGGAGCCCAAGCUCCGACAGCCCCAGGGCGAGCGCGUCAGCCCUAAGCUGGAGGAGACCAAGUGGGAGGUGUGCCAGAAGGCAGCGGAGAUCUCCCUGCUGAAGCAACAGCUCCGGGACACCCAGGAGGAGAUGGCUCAGAAGCUGGGUGAGAUCUUCAGCCUGAAGACGCAGCUGCGGGAGGCCAAGGCGGAGGUCCAGGCCAGGGACUCCCAGCUGGCACAACUGGCAGACUCCUUCCAGAACCCCCCAGAGCCCGGUGCCUCGCUGCCACUGGGUGAUGACCCCAUGCCAGCAUGCCAGGACUUCCCUGGCUGCGAAACCGAUGACUCCAAGUGUCGGGGCCUUCACAGUGACCCGGCGGAGCCCCUGGAGCGGCAGGUGGAGUGGCUGUGGGCAGAGCUGCUGCGGGAGCGGCGCCAGGGCCAGCUGCAGGCUGUGAACUUUGAGAUGGAGAGGAAAACCUGGCAGGAGGAGAAGGAGAAGGUGCUGCGGUACCAGCGGGAGCUCCAGGCCAGCUACAUGGAGAUGUACCACCGGAGCCAGGUGCUGGAGCGGGAGCUGCGGCAGCUGCGGUCGGAGCCCAGGGACGUCGGGGCCGACUCGCCGUGGAUUGAGCGGGUGGAGUCCUCAAAGAUCUGA